AUGGCGGCGUUCAAAGCGUCGCUGGUCACGAUGAAGAAGCUGGGGGCGACGAUCGUCGACCUGGUGGACUUCCCGUCGUUCGAGGAGUUGCAGGUGUCGAACGACGAGACGAUCGUGCUCAACGUCGAUUUCAAGGUUGGCGUCAACAAGUAUAUCGCCGAGCUCGUCCAAGUCCCUACGGGCGUCGAAAACCUCGCCGACCUCAUUCAAUUCAACAUCGACCACACGGACGAAGAGCUCAUCCCGCCCUUUUGGGAUGACCAGUCCCAGUUCAUCACCUCGGAGAGCACCACCGUCAACCAAACCUUCUUCGCCGUGCUCGCCGCGGACCGCGACCUCGGCGCGACGCGCGGGAUCGACGCCCCGACGCGCGAGGGCGGGCCGAACCGGCCGUUCGGGCUCUCGUUCCUCGGGACGGCGUUCGGCGAGUUCGGGCUCGUGGGGAUGGCGUUCGCGUACGAGCAGGCGACGCGCACGCGCUUGGCGGUGAGGGCGUUCCCGGCGGCGGUGCUGAAGACACAGCUAGUGGAUGUGGUGGGGAAGUGA
Epithele typhae is the source of this 546-nucleotide messenger RNA. RefSeq lists its product as uncharacterized. Lineage: Eukaryota; Fungi; Basidiomycota; Agaricomycetes; Polyporales; Epitheliaceae. Bases 1 to 546 code for a protein of 181 amino acids. The record is from RefSeq and is a predicted model, not a curated record. The transcript has 4 exons.